ACUCUAUAAGCAAUAAGCAGUUUUGUUUAGGUGUCCGAAAGCAUCGUGUACAGAAAUUUCGAUGAGGUGCAUAUAAACUCAUCACAAUUCAAAGAGGGCCAAUUUUAUUUAAGAUAUACCAAACUAUAAUAGCUUAAUACGCUAUACUAGAAGGUUUAUAAAAAAUUUUUUUGUUAAAACUUUAUAUUAAAUUAAAGAGAUUUUAAUAAAUAGUGUGUGUGUAUUUUUUUCGUGUUUAACAUACGAUUAAAUUAUAGCUCAAGUUUUGAUUAUUCAAAAUAAAUUUAAUUGUAAAAAAAUGAAAAUAGUACAAAUGCAUUUCUUAGAGUAAUGAAGAUUAAAUUAAUUCUCAUACUGUUAUUUUUUGCUGCAAUGUCGGCAAACUGCAGUGGGACAUUGAUUAUAGUUGAUAAAUUACGAAAAAAAGCAUUGGAAAUUACACUCAAAAGUCCAAUUUGCCGUAUUUAUAAUAACAGGAAUGACAUACAAGUGCUUUUGAAAACAAAUCCUUUAUUUGUUUAUGAAUCAAUGUAUGUUGAAUCAGUAGAGUUGUUCUAUAAAAUAUGCAAAGGUACACAACAAGGCCCGUGUCAAAAUAUUGAGUUCAUAUAUCCAGGAACAAAAUGGUGUGGGCCAGGUAAUAUUGCUAAAAAUUAUUCAGAUCUGGGAGUUUAUCGUGAUGAAGAUAUUUGUUGUCGAGAACAUGAUCAUUGUACCAGAACUUUAGAAACUGGUCAAUGUUAUUUCAAUCUUUGUAAUACUUCUCCUUAUACUAGAUCUCAUUGCGAAUGCGAUGGAAAAUUUCAGCAAUGUUUAAACAAAGUCAAUACAUCCACUGCUCACACAUUGGGUGUCAUAUUUUUUAAUAUAGUAAAAGUGAUGUGCUUUAAAGAAGAAUGUCUGUUUGGGGGAUGUAUCCAAAAGUUUGAAAUAAUACCAAAUUAUCAUCAACAAGGUAGAAGUAUGGAUAUCCUGACCACAGAUCAUCUAUUCAAUAUUUUUACAAAAAUUGUAAUGGAUUUUGUGCGUUAUGCAUUAAAAUGAAUGUAUACUUAUUUAAUUUUUAAACGAUUUAAUACACUGGUCAUUUACUAUAUCAUUAUUAUCAUUUAUUUUAUUACAUUAUACAAUAUACACGUUAUUAAAACAUAAUAGUAUUUUUAAAUAAUAAAAAUAUCUACUAUAUUGUUAAGAAAUUGUACCCGUAGUUUGUACUGUCUAUACAAAUAAAUGACAAAUAAUUUAAUAUAUUUUUGGGAUUCUUCGCAUUCAUUAUAAUUUACAAUCCAGCUGAAUACUUUUGAAAAUCAUAGAAGAUGCAUCUGUCACUAUCUAAUUCCGGGCGGAUAGAUGUUUAGUAGUGUUUCAUUUUUUUAAAUUAAUUUAAAAAACUCAAUCUUUUGUAAUUUCCAUUCGAAAAAAACUAAAAAAAUUAGUUGU
Rhopalosiphum maidis (corn leaf aphid) is the source of this 1440-nucleotide messenger RNA. RefSeq names its product acidic phospholipase A2 PA4-like. Gene Ontology annotation, biological process: phospholipid metabolic process; arachidonate secretion. The record is from RefSeq and is a predicted model, not a curated record. The coding region runs from base 331 to 1044 and encodes 237 amino acids. The transcript is spliced from 6 exons. NCBI's taxonomy places the organism in Eukaryota, Metazoa, Arthropoda, Insecta, Hemiptera, Aphididae.